Molecule: messenger RNA, 3728 nt
Organism: Hippocampus zosterae (dwarf seahorse)
Lineage: Eukaryota; Metazoa; Chordata; Actinopteri; Syngnathiformes; Syngnathidae
Gene: senp7
Product: SUMO specific peptidase 7
Exons: 23
Coding region: 620-3364 (914 amino acids)
Biological process (GO): protein desumoylation
Cellular component (GO): cytoplasm; nucleus
Molecular function (GO): SUMO-specific endopeptidase activity
Source: RefSeq, a predicted model, not a curated record
UUCCGACGUAACCCGGAUGUGGCCAUCCAGAACUGGAGAGCCCUCUCUAUGUGUGAAUAGCCGUUCAUUCCGUGCCUCUAAUGCCUCAACACAUCGUUUUUGCGCGUUGUUUUGGAGUGAAGUGCUCCCUCUCAGAAGUCUAUCUGCACGCCUCCAAUAGCUCGUAAAGCCAAAACGAAACAACGGAACAUGUAUUGCUGCUGUACCUUACUCGUUUGGCAGUUAUGAUGGACACCCAGCAAGCCAUAAUGGCGCUUCCAUUUACAGUUGAGAGGAAUAAGGUGGUGUCCUGGGCUGCAGUUCCUGGUUGCAAACUCCAAAAGUCGGAUUUAAAGCUCAAACGGGGAUCCAAGGCAUUUGAUCACAAUCAUGCUGCUUUGGUCAAAUUGGGGAUGGCCCGUUGGCACUGAAGCAGCAGCAUAGCCCCUUAGUCAGUCUUACGAACAGCAAAUGAUUUAUCCAUGUCAGAUGAUGGCCUACUUCUCUGCCCUUCGCAUCCCCCUUAUGACUUCUGCAAAGGAGGAGGCUUUGUCUGGUGCUGACCGAUGUGUUGAAGACUGAGGUCGGCAAGGCUUUUUUGGACAAGCGACUCGGUCGCGCUUGCAGCAAACAAGCCCAAAUGGUGAGCGAGAGAAAUCCAUGCAAGAAAGAAGCCGUCAAGUGUCGAGGCCAAAAGCCACCCAGGAAUGACAUGAAUAAGAGUGCAAUGCCCAAAUGUGUCCAGAAGCGCACCCCAUCAUCCCUACAAAGGUUGGGGUUCAGGAAGAGGUUACAUCAUGUUAACAAUGGAGAAGAAAGCCAAGAUAUUGAUCAGACAGUCCUUGUUGCGGAAAAUGGGGAGGACUACGGAGUGGUCGACUGCGGCUUGUCAGUGAGCUGGAAGCCCGCAGACGAUACCGAAGACGCUGAUGAGUUUUCCCCAACUCCCAUCAAGGACAUUGGGACUCAAGAGAAACAUUUUCUGAAAAGGAGAAAAACUGUAGGAAGAUUGACCAACGGCAAUGGAACAAGCAGCCCGAAACGACAACGAGAAAGUGUGGUAUGCCCUUAUGGGGAAGGUGGACUGAUCCCGGUUAGUCUGAUUGAACCCGGCGAAGACUGUGAUGCGGACGACAUGGACAGUAACGUAGACCAGUUCUCCCUGGGACUGGUUGGGAGAGCAGUCGCCAAUUCCAAUUUGGAAUCAGAGGACGUCAUCGGAGCUCCCGGUUGCAGUCGCUUGCCCACACAGGACGAUCCUGCCCAAGCCAUGCCGGGAGAGCCAAUUGUGCUGUCCAGUGAAGAUGAAGAGAGCAACGAUUUUAUUCAUCGAAGAGUCAGACGUGCUCGUACGCUGUUCUCGCAAGAAGAUAGAGGAGCUGAGGACUGUGAGCAACAUUUGUUACAGGAACUUGAGUCCAAAGAACCUGAUGGCCCUGACUUGCAGAAAGUUGAGGUGUUGCAUGUGGUUGUAGGCGAGUCGGGGUCAUGUUCUCCUACACCCAGAAUCGAACGCUCUUUUCUGGGUGUGGCCUUCACCUCCAUGUUCUGUGGAGGUUUCCAAGGGGAAGCAAAUGGAUACCUCAUGGUAGUCAACCAAAAGAUCAUCAUACCAUUGAAAGACUCAAGCCACCAUCUGGAUGUGACGUUGACCUUGCAGCGUGCGGAUCUGAGGAGGUACAGCGUUUGGGAGUCGGAGGACCUGGAAUCCAGAGGCCUGUGCUGGCCUUCCAGUGCCGAGCCUUUUACCAUCCUUUUGUUUUGUGUGACACAAAGUGCUGCUGUGGCUUUGCACCAGGAUCUUCUUCUCCUUUGUGCCCAAAAUGGUGCACCGCCCAGCACUGGAAGCCCAAGUCCCUUCCUCGUGCUGACUCUCAAGGACCCUCUGCUGGGCAUGGAGGGGGCUCUUUUGCAGUCUCUCUUGGAAUUAGACUGUCUCAACGGUCUGGCAAAUGAAGAAAGCCAUGCCGAUACGCUUGAUCUGAAGAACUUCACCAGUCCAGGUCUUUCAUUGGAUGAAAGCCUGGAGCUGAUAAAAUCAAGCGGCCGAGACCCGCUGUUGCUGCGGAUGCUCGGCCUGGACACGGACGCCUCUUCAUCCGAAUCGGACCAACGCAGUUCAUGCUCUGAAUCGGACGUGGAUGCGCAGAAGGAGACAGUAGAAGAGGCCAAGAAUUCGCUGUUGCUGAACAUGGACGAGAUGCAGACCUUCCUUGAACAUGAGCUUGAAACGACUCUCACGCAGGAGCAGGAUACAGAGGUGGAUCUUGGAAAUCAACACAGUCCAGAUGAAGAGCAGAAGAAUCAAGAGGAGGACAAAAUGGCAGGCACCCCUUUGUACACACUGUGUCGGCGUAGAACUGCAGGGGCAUACACAGUGACCAUGUGUCAACCUGACUCCACUUGGGUUAAAUACAAACAUCAGGGCCUGGCCCACCGGUUGAUCCAGUUCCCUCCACCUCCGCUCAAAGGUGGAAUCACAGUGACAAUGGAAGACCUGCAGUGUCUCGACAGCGGCCAGUACCUCAAUGACGUCAUCAUCGACUUUUACCUCAAAUACCUCCUCCAGAACUCGCUGCAGGAUGUUGUCGAGCGCUCGCACAUCUUCAGCAGCUUCUUCUACAAGCAGCUCACUCGCAGAGACAAUGCCAGCGAAGGCAGUGCCACGGAAUCCUGUCAGAGGCAGAAGCGGCACCAGAGAGUAAAGACGUGGACACGCCACGUAGACAUCUUCAAAAAGGACUUCCUAUUUGUUCCCGUCAACCAGGAGGCUCACUGGUAUCUGGUGGUCAUCUGCUUUCCUGGAUUGGAGGAGUCCAGGUUGGAGCCAUGGACAGAAAGUAGCCACAACGAGUCACCCGAGCAAGAGGAAACCGAAGGCUCAGAAAACUCAAAUGACGCCAUGACGACAACACUGAAGCUGAACAGCAGCGAGAGUGCGGACACGGCAUCUGCAAAAGAGCCCACUCAAACCUCUCAUGGUAAAGUGAACUGCACAGCGAAAACUUGCCAUAGAAAGCUUGUUUCAAAGAGGCCUUGCAUUCUCAUCAUGGACUCCCUCAAAUUGUCUCUUCACGAGCGCAUUUUUAAAGUGUUGCGAGAGUACCUGCAGUCGGAAUGGGAAGCACGACGCGGCUCGAUACGAGACUUUGGUCCCGACCAGAUGACAAGCUCCCAUUGUCAGGUUCCUCUGCAGGACAACAGCAGCGACUGUGGUCUCUACCUACUGCAGUACGUGGAAAGUUUCCUCAAGGACCCUGUGGUACAUUUUGAUCUGCCUCUACACCUGCAACGCUGGUUUCCACGGCGACAGGUGCGCAAGAAGCGGGACGAAAUCCGCGAUCUGGUAUUGCACUUGUACCGACAGCAGAUGAGCAAAAACUGAGGGUCCCGCGACAAUGACACGGCCCACCCAGGAAUCUGUAUCGCUCAUACUGAGCGAAUCGUUUCAGCCUGAACUCUUCCGAAUCGCGGACCCUUGCUCGGUCGCCCAAAACGACAACACAGCCGAUGGACAGCUACUUUUAAACUGAAAUGAAUUGCCUUUUGUCCUUUUUUUUUUUGUUCACUUUAGAGUUUUUUUUUUAUAGAAUGUUAUACAGUAUUAUUAUUGUUGACACAUUAUUUUUGAUAAAUAUGAUGAGCUUUUAUUUAAUCUACACAAAUUCACCGGUCAAACAAUAUGUGUCCCGAGUUGAUAACAAUAUGAAAAAUGAAUUUGUGUUAGGUAUAAAUUGUUCUAAUUGGAA